AAUGUGCAUGAAACACAUGAAACAACUUUGACAGCCCCACAUACACGCGGUGAUAUUAUAGUACAUUGUGAAAUUGGCGUAUUACCAGAAGAGAUUUUUGUUUUCUUGAAUUCACCAUGCCUUUGAAGAAGAAAAAUCCAAACGCUGAGGAUAUGGAGGUGUCAGAAGACAGUGACUCGAGUGAUGGUAGUGAGCUUGAGGAGCACAAUGAGGAAAUUCAAGUUGACUUUGAAGGAAGAAACCCGAUCGACAGCGAUUUUGGUGGGAUACGGCAACUGCUGAAUCAAUUGCUCCUCAAAUCAGAUGUAAACAUGUCCGAAUUAGCCGAUUACAUUAUCGGUCAAAACUACAUCGGAAGUGUGGUGACACAGUGUGAAGACGACGAAGAUGAAGAUGAGGACGACGAUAUGGCCGAUGCGAAUAUGGUGUUCGGCAUAACGACAGCGAUAAAUUUAAAUAAAUCCGAAGUGGGUUGCAUCAAUCAACUUCGAAAUUUGAUUGCACAGAAGGCAAAAGAAUCGGCAACGAUUGAGGUGCACGAACGAUUCAAAAACAUCUUCGAAAAUACAUCGAAUGUCGUUGGAUUUUUGCUGAACGAACGAUAUGUAAAUAUUCCCCCACAAAUUGCUGUACCGCUGAUGGAGAGUUUGGUCAACGAAAUUGACCGGGCGAACCGAAAGAAAAUGCCAUUUAAAUUCACACAUUACGCGAUGUUGCUGAAAUUCUACAAAAGAAAAUUGAAGAAGAGCAAAGGACAAACGAUUCCAGAGUACUCAAAUGCGGAAGAGGAGAUUGUCGCACAAAAUUCUUGCAUAGAAUUUGAAUUUGCGGCUCAGACUGAGAACGAACCGGCGAGUAUUGAUGUCGUGCCCUUCCGAAAAGUUGUUGUUUUUGAGGCGGCAAAGCUCCCUCAAAUCAUAGAAUCAAUAAAGACGUUUAUAGAGUAGAAA
Messenger RNA from Bradysia coprophila, 950 nucleotides. RefSeq names its product protein BCCIP homolog. The record is from RefSeq and is a predicted model, not a curated record. Gene Ontology annotation, cellular component: nucleus. NCBI's taxonomy places the organism in Eukaryota, Metazoa, Arthropoda, Insecta, Diptera, Sciaridae.